Messenger RNA from Penaeus vannamei (Pacific white shrimp), 1020 nucleotides. Lineage: Eukaryota; Metazoa; Arthropoda; Malacostraca; Decapoda; Penaeidae. The record is from RefSeq and is a predicted model, not a curated record.
AUGGACCCCCACAUGACCGCCGAGGACCGCUGUGCCUGGACUCCGCCACGCACCGCCGCCUGCGGCAGCGGCUCUCGCCCCCGCCCGCCUUCCCCGCCAAGAAGAAGAAGCUGGUCAACUUCCGCAUCUCCCGCCGCAGGGCCUCGGCCGCGUCGCUCGAGCCGCAGGACGUCCGCAGGCGGGCGGCCAAGAGGAACUCCGUCACCUUCGAGGACCCCGACGGCGACGACGACGAUGACGACGACGACGGCGACGAGGACGUGUACCAGAGCUUCGACCACGAGCGGAGGAACCUGAACGAGGUCCCGAGGGCCGCCCACAGGAGCCACGCCCCCAGCCGGCCCCCCGCGCGCCGCCCGCGCCGCCAGGCCCACCUCAACGGCGGCCUGAGGCCCACGCCGCCCACGGUGAUCCAGGAGUCCGAGCGGCCGGCCCUCAACCGGCGGCGCCGCCCGACGCCCGCGUGGCGGCGCGCGGCGCGGGCGGGACGGGCGGCCGCUCACCGCCCGCCGCAUGGCCUCGGCUCGAGUCCUGGGACAGGCUGAAGAGCGCCCGCCCGAGCCCGACAAGAAGGCCAGCCUGCACAAACGUGGUCUCCAUGCUGACCUGCAGGCGGAGGUCGCGCCCGCGCCCUCCAUCUGGACGCCCUCGGUGCCCCGCUCGCUGCCCUCGCCCAGGCCGGCCAACCUGCUGGAGCAGGAGGAGCGCGGCCGCGGCACCUUCGUCAUCUCGCUGGUGGCCCUGAGCAGCAGGCAGCGGCACCCGGCGAGGCAGACCAAGCUGCAGGGGACGCCGGCCAGAAACCAGCAGGAGCAGCCGGGCCUCGACACCAAGGGCGAGCGGUUCUCGCUCUGGUUCUCCACAUCCCCAAGACGCGCGCUGCAGACGGCCUCCUCCUGCGGCAUGGAGACCGCGCGAAAGGACUCCGCUGAGAACGCGCCGCUUCAUGGCCAGCGUAUGGUCAAUGGUUUGGAAGGCAGCAGGGAUGGUAAUCAUAAUUCUAUUGAUUAUGAUGAAUGA